This is a messenger RNA of Neomonachus schauinslandi (Hawaiian monk seal), 3402 nucleotides long. RefSeq names its product MAM domain containing 4 (gene MAMDC4). Gene Ontology annotation, biological process: nervous system development. Gene Ontology annotation, molecular function: protein binding. Lineage: Eukaryota; Metazoa; Chordata; Mammalia; Carnivora; Phocidae. Gene Ontology annotation, cellular component: membrane. The coding region runs from base 1 to 3402 and encodes 1133 amino acids. The record is from RefSeq and is a predicted model, not a curated record. The transcript has 27 exons.
AUGCCUCUGCCCGGCCACCUCCUGCCUGCCCUGGUCCUGCUCGUGGCUGGGCCCCCAGCCUGGGCCUGGAUCCCCAACAACUGCAGGGUCCCCCGCGAGGCCACAUGCAACUUCGUGUGUGACUGUCCAGGCUGCUCCGAGGAGACCCAGUGUGGUUACCACGGAGCCUCACCCACCCUGGGCGCCCCCUUCGCCUGCGACUUCGAGCAGGACUCCUGCGGCUGGCAGGACAUCAGCACCUCAGGCUACAGCUGGCUUCGAGACCGGGCGGGAGCUGCCCUGGAGGCUCUGGGGCCGCGCUCAGACCACACUCUCGGCACGGACCUCGGCUGGUACAUGGCUGUUGGCACCCACCGUGGGAAAGAGGCCUCCACCGCAGCCGUGCGCUCCCCAAUCCUGCACAAUGCAGCCCCCACCUGUGAGCUGAGGCUCUGGUACCACGCGGCGUCUGGAGAUGUGGCUGAGCUGCGGCUAGAGCUGACCCACAGGGCCGAGACCUUGACCCUGUGGCAGAGCUCCGGGCCCUGGGGCCCAGGCUGGCAGGAGCUGGUGGUGGCCACUGGCCGUAUCCGGGACGACUUCCGGGUGACCUUCUCUGCCACUCGAAAUGCCACCCACAGGGGCACCGUGGCCUUGGACGACGUGGUCUUCAGGGGCUGUGGGCUGCCCACUCCCCAGGCACACUGCCCCCCGGGGCAUCACCAUUGCCAGAACAUGGCCUGUGUGGAGCCCCACCAGCUAUGUGACGGCGAGGACAACUGUGGGGACGGCUCAGACGAGGACGCACCGGCCUGCCGCCACUACACGGCCACAGACUUUGAGACGGGCCUGGGCCCGUGGAACCACUCGGAGGGCUGGGCCCGGAACCACAGUGCCAGUGCCAGUGCCAGGCCACGAGCCUGGCCGCACCGCGACCACAGCCGGAACAGCGCGCACGGCUCCUUCCUGGUCUCCGUGGCCGAGCCCAGUGCCCCCGCUGUCCUUUCCAGCCCCGAGUUCCAAGCCUCAGGCGCCCACAACUGCUCGUUAAUCUUCUAUCACUACCUGCAUGGGUCCGAGGAUGGCUACCUUCAGCUGUUCCUGCAGACUCGGAGCCCGGGCUCCCCCCAGGACCCCGUCCUGCUGCGCAGGCGCCAUGGGGAGCUGGGGGCCGCCUGGGUCCGAGACAGGGUCGACAUCCAGAGCGAGCACCCCUUCCGGAUCCUGCUCACUGGGCACACGGGCCCGGGCGGCGUCGUGAGCCUGGAUGACCUCAUCCUGUCGGACCACUGCCAGCCAGUGCCAGAGGGGUCCAGCCCACCUGCUGGGCUCUGGGCCCCCGCCCCCCAGCCUCAGGACUUCUGCGAGCCAGGACAUCUUUCCUGUGGGGACCUGUGUGUCCCCCUGGAGCAGCUCUGUGACUUCCAGCAACAGUGCCAGGGGGGCGAGGAUGAGCAGGAAUGUGGCAGCACGGACUUUGAGCCCCCCACGGCCGGGGGCUGGGAGGAUGCCAGCAUGGGGCGGCUGCAGUGGGGGCGUCUCCGCGCCCAAGAGAGCGGAGACCCUGGAUCGGAUGCCAGCGCGGCUGCUGCUGGGCACUUCCUGUCCUUGCAGAGGGCCUGGGGACAGCCGGCGGCGGAGGCCCGGGUCCUCACUCCUCCCCUGGGCCCCUCGGGCCCCCGCUGUGAGCUCCGCAUGGCUUACUAUUUCCACAGUUACCCCCAAGAGGUCUCCUGUAACUUUGAGCGGGACACUUGCGGCUGGCACAGCGGCCACCUCACAGAUGCCCACUGGCGCCGAAUCCAGAGCCGUGGCCCCGGGUACGACCACACCACGGGCCAAGGCUACUUCUUGCUCCUGGACCCCACGGACCCCCCGGCCCGGGGCCCUGGUGCCCACCUGCUCACCCAGCCCCAGGCCCCAGCAGCCCCUCAGGAGUGUCUCUCCUUCUGGUACCACCUCCACGGGCCCCAGAUCGGGACACUGCGCCUGGCAGUGAGGCGAGAAGGAGAGGCAGAAACCAUCCUGUGGUCGCGAACCGGCGCCCACGGCAACCGCUGGCUCGAGGCCUGGGCCACCCUGCACCACCGGCCGGGCUCCGGCGCCAAGUACCAGCUGGUGUUCGAGGGCCUUCGUGACGGCUACCACGGCACCAUGGCGCUGGACGACGUGGCCGUGCGGCCCGGGCCCUGCUGGGCCCCCAGGCGGUGCUCCUUCGAGGACUCGGCCUGUGGCUUCUCCAGUGGGGGCCUAGGCCUCUGGACACGCCAGGCCAAUGCCACGGGCCACGCCUCCUGGGGCCCCCGCACUGACCACACCACAGAGACGGCUCAGGGGCACUACAUGGUGGUGGACACGAGCCCACAGGCCCUGCCCCGUGGCCACGUGGCCUCCCUGACCUCAGAGGAGCACCAGCCUCUGGCCCAGCCUGCCUGCCUGACCUUCUGGUACCACCUGAGCCUCAGAAACCCAGGCACCCUGCAGGUCCACGUGGAGGAGGCCGAGAGGCGUCAGGUGCUCAGCGUCAGUGCCCACGGAGGGUUUGCCUGGCGCCUGGGAAGUGUGGACGUGCAGGCCGAGAGGGCCUGGCGGGUGGUGUUUGAAGCGGUGGCCGCCGGCAUGGAGCACUCCUAUGUUGCGCUGGACGACCUGCUGCUCCAGGACGGGCCCUGCCCCCGGCCAGCUUCCUGUGACUUUGAGGAUGGCCUGUGUGGCUGGAGCCAUCUGCCCUGGCCCGGCCUGGGAGGGUAUAGCUGGGACUGGAGCAGUGGGGCCACACCUUCUCGCUACCCCCAGCCCCCUGUGGACCACACUCUGGGCACAGAAGCAGGCCACUUCGUUCUCUUUGAAACGGGCGUGCUGGGCCCAGGGGGCCGGGCAGCCUGGCUGCGUAGCCAGCCUCUGCCUGCCACCAAGGCCUCCUGCCUCCGCUUCUGGUACCACAUGGGCUUUCCAGAGCACUUCUACAAGGGUGAGCUGAGGGUGCUCCUCAACAGUGAGCGGGGCCAGCUGACCGUGUGGAGCACGGGCGGGCCCCUGCGGCACCAGUGGCUGGAAGGACGGGUGGAGGUGGCCAGUGCCGAGGAAUUCCAGAUCGUGUUUGAAGCCACUCUAAGCGGCCAGCCAGCCCUGGGGCCCAUUGCCCUGGACGACGUGGAGUAUCUGGCCGGGCAGCACUGCUGGCCGCCCGCAUCCAGCCAGGGGGAAACGGCAUUGGCCGCGUCGGUGCCAACCAUGGUCGGGAGCGCCCUCCUUGCCCUCGUCCUCCUGGUGCUGCUUGGACUCGUGGGACGGCACUGGUUGCAGAAGAAGGGGGGCUGCCCAUCCCGGGAUGAGACGGCGGCUGUGGCCCCGGGCUUCGACAACAUUGUCUUCAAUGCGGAUGGCGUCACCCUGCCGGCUUCGCUCUCCGGCCACCAGUAG